Messenger RNA from Pichia kudriavzevii, 2985 nucleotides. RefSeq lists its product as uncharacterized. Bases 1 to 2985 code for a protein of 994 amino acids. Gene Ontology annotation, molecular function: GTPase activity; translation initiation factor activity; GTP binding. The record is from RefSeq and is a predicted model, not a curated record. Lineage: Eukaryota; Fungi; Ascomycota; Pichiomycetes; Pichiales; Pichiaceae. The transcript has a single exon.
AUGGCUAAAAAGGGAAAGAAGAAUAACAAGCAAGAUUACUGGGAUGAGGAAUUUGAGGCAGAUCAACCUCAGGCUGAAGAAUUAGCGUCUCCAGCUCCAGAAUCCGAAACUGCAGAACCACAAGGACCUGCUGUUGCUAAUGCAGAGGAUGAAUUUGGUGGAGAUUUCUUGUCCAACUUGAAGAAAGCUAAGAACAAGAAAGAGAAGAAAGUCAAGCAAAAGGAGGAGGAGAAGAAACAGCAAGAACAGGAAACCCAAAAAGGUCCUAUCAUUAAGACAAAGAAGGAGAAAGAGAGAGAGAGAAAGGAGAGAGAGAAACAAAGAAAGAAGCAACUGGCUGAAAGAAAAGGUGCUUCUGCUGGUGCUGCUGGUAAUUCUUCAAAGAAGGAUGAGGAGUCAACUACCGAAACCUCUGGUGAAGAAAAGAAGGUUGAUGAACCAACUAAAGCUACCCCUUCUUCUUCAAAAAAGACCAAGAAGGUUCCUGCUGCAAUUGCAGCCUUGAAGAGACAACUUGAAUUGAAGAAGCAGGCCGAAGAGGAAGCAGCACGUCUUGAGGAAGAAGAGAGAUUGAGAGAGGAAGAGGAAGAGAAGCAGAGAGUUGCUGAAGAAAAAGCAAACGAGGAAGAAAAGAGGCUAAAGAAGGAAAAGGAGAAGGCUAGAAUUGAGCAACUGAAAAAAGAAGGUAAAUAUCUCACUAAGAAGCAAAAGCAAGAGAAGGCUCUGCAAGAAAGAAGAAGAGCUGCAUUGCUACAAUCGGGUAACAUCCAAGUUGCUGGUCUAUCCAGUGAAGGUCAACCAAAGAAAGCCAGUGCUGCUAGAUAUAAGAAAAAGAAGAAGCAAUCACAAUCUGCUGAAGAAAAGGCUGCUGCUGAAGCCAAGGCUGCUGCUGAGGCAAAGAAAACCGUUAAUAACGGUUUGGAUGAUGAUGAAGAUGAAGCUUUGGUUGACGACUGGGAAAAUAUGCUAGACGAUGAUGAAGGCGAGGAAGCAGCGUCUGGUGAACUCGACGAAGAAGAAAGGGAAGAGCAGGAGGAACAAGAAUUUGUUGCACAUGAUUACGAUGACACUGAUAUUGUUGAAGAAGCUCAACCAAAGGUUACCACUCCAAAGGCAAGCCCAAUUCCUGAAGCAAAAUCACUGCUACCAAAAACAACAUCUAUUACUAAGGAUGGUAGAGAAUUACGUUCUCCAAUCUGCUGUAUUUUGGGUCACGUUGAUACCGGUAAAACCAAGUUAUUGGAUAAGAUUAGACAAACUAACGUCCAAGGUGGUGAAGCUGGUGGUAUUACUCAACAAAUCGGUGCAACUUACUUCCCAAUUGAUUCCAUUCAAGAAAAGACUAAGGUCAUGGAAGAAUUUGAAAAGGUUUCUUAUGAUGUUCCAGGUUUAUUGAUGAUUGAUACACCAGGUCACGAAUCUUUCACUAAUCUAAGAACAAGAGGUUCAUCGCUUUGUAACAUUGCCAUCCUAGUCAUUGAUAUCAUGCAUGGCUUAGAACAACAAACAAUUGAGUCUAUUAGACUAUUGAGAGAUAGAAAGGCACCAUUCGUUGUUGCUUUGAAUAAGAUCGAUAGAUUAUAUGACUGGAAAGCCACUCCAAACAAUUCUUUCCGUAACUCUCUAGAAGCUCAAAAACCUUCUGUUAGGUCUGAAUUUGAAACCAGGUUUACACAAAUCAAGGUUGCUUUAGCUGAACAAGGUUUGAACUCGGAAUUGUACUACAAGAACCAAAAUAUGUCUAAAUAUGUUUCCAUUGUUCCAACAUCUGCUGUUACCGGUGAAGGUGUUCCUGAUUUAUUGUGGUUACUAUUAGAGUUGACUCAAAAGAGAAUGAGUAAGCAAUUGAAAUAUCUAACAGGCGUCGAGGCUACCAUUUUAGAAGUGAAGGUUAUUGAAGGUUUAGGUACUACCAUUGAUGUCAUUCUAUCUAACGGAGUUUUGCAUGAAGGUGACAGAAUUGUGCUUUGCGGUAUGAAUGGGCCAAUUGUUACAAAUAUAAGAGCACUAUUAACUCCUCCUCCUGCGAGAGAAUUACGUAUCAAAUCAGAAUACGUUCACCACAAGGAAGUCAAGGCAGCUAUUGGUGUUAAAAUCGCUGCAAAUGAUUUGGAAAAAGCGGUUGCUGGUUCAAGAUUAUUAGUUGUUAAAGAAGGUGACGAUGAAGAAGAAAUGAUGGAUGACGUCAUGGAUGAUUUAACCGGUUUGUUAGAUUCUGUCGACACCUCCGGUAGGGGUGUUACCGUCCAAGCAUCCACUUUAGGUUCAUUGGAAGCGUUAUUAGACUUUUUGAAGGAUAUGAAGAUUCCAGUUAUGUCAAUUGGUUUAGGUCCAGUUUACAAGAGAGACGUUAUGAAGGCAACAGCAAUGUUGGAUAAGGCUAAGGAAUUGGCCGUUAUGUUGUGUUUCGAUGUUAAGGUUGAUAAGGAGGCAGAACAAUACGCAAAUGAACAAGGUGUCAAAAUAUUUAAUGCAGAUAUUAUUUAUCACCUAUUUGAUGAGUUUACUGCAUAUCAAGAGAAACUUUUGGAAGAAAAGAGAAAGGCUAAUGCCGGUUCUGCUAUUUUCCCUUGUGUUCUGAAAACACUACAAAUCAUUAACAAGAGAAAUCCAAUGAUUAUUGGUGUUGAUGUCGUUGAAGGUAUGGUUAAAGUUGGUACUCCAAUCUGUGCAGUCAAGCCGGAUCCUUCCACUGGUAGAAAAAUCCCAAUGUUAUUGGGUACUGUUACCUCUUUGGAAGUCAACCACGAAUCUAAGGCAUCCGUGAGAAAAGGUGAGACGAAUGCCGGUGUUGCUAUGCGUUUAGAAGCAGGUUCUGGGCAACAGCCAACAUGGGGUAGACAUGUUGACGAGAAGGAUGGCUUAUACUCACUUAUCACUAGAAAAUCCAUCGAUACUUUGAAGGAUCCAGCUUUUAGAAGUACAGUGCCGAGGGAAGAUUGGCUAUUGAUCAAAAAGUUGAAACCGUUAUUAGAUAUCGAAUAG